UUUUUUCAUCCAUACUCCUGGUCCCCAUUGAUGCAUAUUAAUCUUGCAAUCACUUGACAAAAAAUAUUUAUUUUAAUUUUGGAAGACAACUACCAAAAUUUAAUCCGGUACAUGGUUUUGGGUGCUGGAUGUUUUACCCGGUGAUUGGUGGUUGCCGUUGGAUGUAGAAAUUUGUACCGGACACUGGUUAAAGGUUACGGAUAAAAGUUCCGAAAGUUGGACAAGAACCCCAUAAGAAUUUGCGUAUAAGUUUACACCGCACCCUAAAGUUAGUUGCUUACUCCUUCCUCCAAAUAACUGAAAGGGGCCAAUAAUAUCGUUAAUUUAUCUCCUACUCACUCCACUUGCCGUUGCCCCUACCACCGCAGCCUCUGUCAAGUCCACCGCAUCGCCGUCGAAGUACCGGAAAGUUUCAUCAUUCGUCAGUGCGCAGCCGCUAAACUUCUCCUACUGUGGAUUUUCCGUAUCAAAUCAAAAGGUGUUUGAGUGACUAACACUGUAAGAUAGUACCUCGAAAUAGGAUGCUUUGAAGAAGUCUUCAUUAUUCCUUUGCAUCUAGUUUAUCUCCGAAGUUGAUUCUCAAAUGGCUGCACUUGAGGCUUUGAAAAAGAAGCUUACUCCAUUAUUUGAUGCCAAGAAAGGUUUUUCAGCUGGAACUACCCUUGAAUGUGGUGAUUCCGACAUGCUCUCAGAUAGUGGAACCAUUAACUUACUGAGCAGAUCAUAUGGAGUUUACAACUUCAAUGAGCUAGGAUUACAAAAGUGCACCUCAUCACCUGUGGAUGAAAACAGCCCUAGUGAAAAGACAUAUCGAAUUGCAUCCCGUGAGAUGAGGGUUUUUGGAGCUAUUGGCAGUGGUGCAAGUAGUAUUGUCCAGAGAGCUAUUCACAUACCCACGCAUAGAAUUAUUGCAUUGAAGAAGAUUAAUAUUUUUGAAAAGGAAAAACGACAACAACUACUCACUGAGAUCAGGACGUUGUGUGAGGCACCUUGUUCUGAGGGACUUGUUGAAUUCUAUGGGGCAUUUUAUAUUCCCGACUCCGGACAAAUAAGUAUUGCUUUGGAGUACAUGGAUGGUGGUUCUCUUGCAGAUAUCAUACGAGUUCAGAAGUGUAUACCAGAAUAUGUUCUCUCAGCUAUUGUCCGAAAGCUUCUGCAUGGACUAAGUUACUUGCAUGGAGUUCGACAUUUGGUGCAUAGAGACAUAAAGCCUGCCAAUUUGCUUAUCAACCUCAAGGGGGAGCCAAAGAUAACAGAUUUUGGCAUAAGUGCUGGGCUGGAGAAUUCAAUGGCAAUGUGUGCCACCUUCAUUGGAACUGUCACAUAUAUGUCUCCGGAGAGAAUCCGUAAUGACUCAUAUUCGUAUCCUGCUGAUAUUUGGAGCCUUGGUCUUGCACUUUUUGAGUGUGGCACAGGAGAGUUUCCUUAUAUUGCGAAUGAUGGACCUGUUACUCUUAUGCUACAGAUCUUGGAUGAUCCUUCUCCCUCACCAUCCAAGGAAAAAUUCUCGUCGGAAUUCUGCUCAUUUAUUGAUGCGUGUCUACAAAAGGAUGCUGAGGCAAGGCCUACAGCGGAGCAGCUUCUUUCGCACCCAUUUAUUACAAAGUACGAGGAUUCCCAAGUUGACUUAGCAGCUUUUGUCCAAAGUCUUUUCGAUCCUGUACAAAGAUUGAAGGAUUUGGCUGACAUGCUUAGUAUUCACUAUUACUUGCUCUUUGAUGGACUUGAUGAUGAAGAGUGGCAGCAAAUAAAGUCAUUCUACAACGAACAAUCCAUUUUAAGUUUUUCUGAGAAGCAAUAUGUAGGAUCAAAUGAUAUCUUCACUAAAUUGUCGGAUGUGCGGAGAAAAUUAGCAGGGAAAUGGCCUCCUGAAAAGCUGGUCCACGUUGUAGAGAAAGUGCAAUGCCGUGCUCAUGGUAAAGGUGGAGUUGCAAUUCGUGUAUCUGGAUCUCUUAUUGUUGGAAACCAGUUCAUCAUUUGUGGUGAUGGUAUGCAAGUAGAAGGCUUGCCGAACUUCAGAGAUCUCAACAUCGAUAUAUCAAACAAGCGGAUGGGAACAUUUAAGGAGCAAUUUAUCAUUGAAGCAGGAGACGCCAUCGGAUGUUACUACAUAACUAACCAAGAGCUUUACAUCAUGUCAGAGAACAGUUAGGAUUAUUGCCCUAUGCCUUCUUUUAGUUUGCAGAGCUUUGUAAGUUAUUAAAACCUUGUAACUUGUAAAUCCAAUUUGUACAGUAUUAGUAGCAUCAUCUAUAUAUUCAAAAUGUAUAUUUCAGCUGAUUUUGCAACUGCUGAGCAUGUAUGUUUAUUAUGGUUUUCCAAUAUAAAAAUAGAACAUCAUUAUCUACAA
Molecule: messenger RNA, 2350 nt
Organism: Spinacia oleracea (spinach)
Lineage: Eukaryota; Viridiplantae; Streptophyta; Magnoliopsida; Caryophyllales; Amaranthaceae
Product: mitogen-activated protein kinase kinase 3
Exons: 10
Coding region: 584-2152 (522 amino acids)
Biological process (GO): protein phosphorylation; MAPK cascade
Molecular function (GO): ATP binding; MAP kinase kinase activity
Source: RefSeq, a predicted model, not a curated record